This is a messenger RNA of Notolabrus celidotus (New Zealand spotty), 1752 nucleotides long. RefSeq lists its product as uncharacterized. The record is from RefSeq and is a predicted model, not a curated record. The transcript is spliced from 5 exons. The coding region runs from base 30 to 1199 and encodes 389 amino acids. Lineage: Eukaryota; Metazoa; Chordata; Actinopteri; Labriformes; Labridae.
GUCAGAGGUUUCUUCAAAAGGUACCGUACAUGCAUCAUCUGGUUUCACCUUCAGAAGCUGUCGUCAUGAAGUCUUGUCUGCUGGCGUUGGCCAUGGCGGUGGUGGCGGUGGUGGUUCUGGUUCCUAGUCUGUCUGAAGGCCGGGUCUUCUCCAGGUGCGAGCUGAGGGAAAAACUGUUGCCACGCAUCAUCGUGCCAAGAGGGUUCAAGAAAGAGUACAAGGAGCAACUCCUGGCAGUGGUGAUCUGUGAAUUGACCAGGCUGUCCAAACUCAACACCAGCUUCGUCAAGGUGGAAGGCGAACGGGUAUCAGCAACUACAGCAACUCCCACAGCACCUUGGGGAAUGCCCACUGAUGAAGUGUUCACUGAUGAAAUGCCCACUGAAGGAACGCCCACUGAUGAAACGCCCACUGAUGAAGCGUUCACUGAUGAAACGCCCACUGAUGAAGCGUUCACUGAUGAAGCGUUCACUGAUGAAGUGCCCACUGAUGAAGUGCCCACUGAUGAAGCAUUCACUGAAGAAAUGCCCACUGAAGAAAUGACUCCAGAGGAACCUGCUCAAACAACACCAACCACUGAAGCAACACCGUGGUUUGAUUUCUUUGGAGAAGAAACGACAACUGAAGAAACACCCACAACGAAAACCACCAAAGCAACAACUGCGCCACCAAUGACUUCCAAAACAAACACCACUGAAGUUGUGACAACCAAAGCGACAACAAGGAGUAGCUCAUCGACCCCUGCACUCGCCGAAACGACUCCUCAAGCUGGCAAGAAACGCCGAAAGCGCAUGGUUGACGAAUUAAGCCCCGAACACAACUGGACGCUGUCUGAGUUACGUAUGGAGGCGAUGGUGAACAUGCUGAAGAGCAAUUGUGAUGAGUGGGAGAUCGAAGAGGCUGAAAUCUGGAUGCGCAGUGAGGACAGUGACGGCAGUGAGGAGGGAGAGUAUGAAGGUAACCAGAAGCCUUGGUCCCUUGGUACCUACGGGGUCUUCCAGCUGUCUGAUGGCUACUUCUGCGACUCUGGUCAUCGCUGGUCCAGAAACAAGUGCAAUACAACCUGCAGUGCCUUCACCGAUGAUGACAUCACGGACGAUAUUGGCUGCCUGGUGAGGACCGGUUGCUGGAAGAAAAUCUUUCAGGGUUGCGACGGCAAGUGUUUGAGUGUCAAGAACUACUUUGACGGAUGUAAAUGAGCAGGACUUCACGCAGGACGACGCACGGGCAUUUAUUCUCUUUAUCUUUACCACAAACGCACCAAUGUGACCUGUAAACGCCGGUGAUUGUUUUUCUCCCAAACUCUGUGAACCAGUUCUUGUUUCUUUAUUUUUUUUUGUGAUUUUUUUUAAAAUUUUUUCUUUCCAUAAAAUAAGAAAAAAUACAAAAAAAUUCAUUGUAUUUUUGUAAUGUUCACAUGUUCUUGUUUCUUUAUGAAGUCACAUUGCAGCGAUGCUAACUAGCUAACACAAGAGUUGAAAUGUUAUUAUAGUUAUUGUUUAAUUUCUGCUGACUUAAAUCUGUCAAUAGAUGCUGUGGUGUUUGCAUUUGAUUGGAUGUUUGUAAAGGAAAGAUUGGCUGUUAAACAGUUUCUGAUCAUACCACUUUUAUUCUUCUGUUUGCACUAUAAUCAGAGACUCAGUCUGAUGUUUACACUUUAUUUUGAAAUGGUACAAAGAAGAACUGUAGAGGGAAUCUGGAAUCUGGAAUCUUGUUUAUGAAUAAAGUUUUAUUUUGUAAUUUCAAUCAUCA